Molecule: messenger RNA, 5107 nt
Organism: Sinocyclocheilus anshuiensis
Lineage: Eukaryota; Metazoa; Chordata; Actinopteri; Cypriniformes; Cyprinidae
Product: serine-rich coiled-coil domain-containing protein 2-like
Exons: 10
Coding region: 280-3255 (991 amino acids)
Biological process (GO): microtubule bundle formation
Cellular component (GO): microtubule cytoskeleton
Molecular function (GO): microtubule binding
Source: RefSeq, a predicted model, not a curated record
UCAGUGUCAGCUGUUUUCACACAACACGCUCUCAUGCCGGCAGGACAUACCUUCACAAUAACAUAGAAUGUGAAGAGCAGAGCUAGUCUUCAUAUGCACGGACAACUGUAUCGACUAAGAGUCGGAUCAGGUGGAAGCUUUAACAGUGGCAGUAAACGGGCUUGACUCCUGUGGUGGAUUUCCACGCCCAGCUAUAUUCGCCUUCAAUCGGAUGAAGUCGUACAGGCGGCCGUUCAGAUAAGGUUUCUGUCUUCACAUCCAUGGUGGUGAACCUAGCUGAUGGAAAGGAAGGCUGUCAAACAGCUCAACAUGGUCUCCAGGUUGCCCAAGUUUGCUUCCCGUCCCUCAGGCACCACCAUGACCAACCUUCCCCAAGGAUCUGCCCUCCCAGUUUCCUCCUCGGAGUCUAAAGGUGUACCUCUAGGCAGGCACAAUAAUUUGACACAUCUGCAAUCCCUAAAUUGGAGAAAGGAUGAAGAGGACAUUGGAAAUAAAGUUCAACACACUGACAGCUUGGAUGAGGAGACUAGUGUAACUAUAAAAUCACGGUCCCCAAUGAUGGUGAAUAAAAAACCUUCCCCUGCAGCUGCAGUAAAAUGUAAAAGUGCAGUCCUUACUUCACAAAGUAGCUGUCCCAGGAGCAUACCUCAGCCUAGCAAAAUCCGCAUGACUACUCCCAAACGCCUCUCAACAUGGAAUCCCCUGUAUAAUGACAUGGCUACUCAGAAUGGAGUAAGUGGUGGUAAUGGGCGUUGUGGCUCCUCAGGGCCCAGUGUUGGUCAUGUACCCCAACAAAGAACCCUGCAGAGCAAACUAUCCCUGUCCAACGACAGCAUCAAGUCUGCCUCUAAAGAGAUUUUCACCCACUCCAAGAGGGUAGCAUGCUCCACCAACCCACCUAUUACCCGUUCCUUCUCCUUUAACAAAGCUACAGAGCUUGCUAAAGAACUUCCCAGACCUUUGGCACAGUCUCCAGUGGCUAGAUCAUCCCUCAUAGAGCCAAACACAGUAUUAUCCAAAGAAAAAGUAAGUAAAUAUGAAAUGCCAAGGCAUUCUGUAACUACUAGCAGUCAUCUUUUGCAGACAAACACAAUAAAGAAAUCCCUUUUACCAAGCUUUUCAGGUAACAAACCUUCUGUGCUCAGUUAUAGACUUACACGUCCAACACUAACCAAACAUCCACUUACUGUUUUCCCUGGAACUGUCCAGAAAGAAGCAGAAUUGAGUGAAAAUGUCCAAGACACUACAAAGAUAGCAGAAAACAGUUCAGAACCAAGUAGCAACAUUGAAAGUAUUGAAACUACCCCAAAUGAGACUUCUUUUGAAGCAAAGGAGGCUGAGGGGAGUCUGGGCCCCUCCUUGGAGGACAUGUCGCUAUCAUCGUCCUCCUCUGUGGAGCACAAUGACACUAGUGAAGAGUACAUGGAUGACUUUGAUAAUCUCGGGAAUGGAGGUGAGACCCUGCUGUUGCCUGUCCUCAAUGAGGGGUUAGACCACUUAGGACUAUGUAAAGAUGACAGCGCUCUAAUUACCAAGUGCAAUGAGGAAUCAUCAGUGACCAGCCUGCACACCUUCUUAUCCGAAACCGUUGACUGGGCAGGGAUGGGCCUCACAGCUUGUAAAGAUGACUUCGAGCAUGAGUCGUUGUCUCCUGUAGGCCAUUUUCCUCAUGGCUCGUCUUUGGACCUGUCACCCUCAGACAGCUCUGGAGGGACUUACAUGUGGGACGAAGAGGGAAUGGAGGCACUGGGAGGCUCUGGACAUCCCUGUGGAAGCUUUGACUCUGAUCUCAACAGCAUGGACAUUCUCAACAACCUGGAGAAUGUGGAGUCAUGUGACCUGGAGGAAGAUGACCUCAUGUUGGAUUUGGACUUGUCUGAAGAUGCAUCCUUACACAGCGACACUGAUGGGACAUCACCUUAUGAAUGCUCUGAAAAAGACGGCUGGCCAACUCAGAGGAGGAGACGACAGCAAUACUGGGGCAGGCAUAAUCAGUUCCGCUGUGAAAACAGAAGUGGCAUUUUGCAGUCGUUUGAUGGGCGAAAGGAACAGGGACUGGAGAGGUCGAGGUCAAACCAUGUGACACUGGAUGAGUUGUCUAUGAAACACAUGGCUCAAGACUGCUCUUCUGUCAAAGAACAGCUGCUUCAACUGAAGACACUGCUUCAGAUGGAGACAGAUGGUUCAGUUGAAGAUACUUUAGAGGCUCAUACUCCAGAAUCCAAUGACCAAUCUUUACUUGAUCAGAAGGUGGUGCUGCUCCUGAAAGAGGUUCAAGAACUGAGAAAUGAGCUCAGAAGCAAAGACAGGAUGAUCACUGAACUUUCCCAGCAGCUGUCUUCUCCAAUAGAGGAUAUGCAGUGCCACUGCUUGCAGGGGUCAGAGGCUGACAAGGAGUCACCGGAGCACCAAGACAAGGAUACUCAAACCUUGUGGAAGGCACAUAAUCUUCAAAUACCUCAGACUCCCAAAUUCUUACCCAACAAGCUACACAACUAUGAAGGACUGUCACGACCAACCUCUUCAGAGGCCCCUUGUGACGGUUUGGAUGCCGAGCCUGGUCACAACCCACUGACGCCCCAGUCCUGCUCCCCAGACCUACAAUGUCCCAUCACUGUUGAGUCUACCCCAAACUGUGCUGUAUCAACAGUAACUAUAUUUGCUGAUAGCUCUGCUGCUUCCUCUUCCAGAACUUUUCAAAGCACUGAUCCUACUGAGCUUGGCCUCAUGAGCAGCCAGCUUAAAAUCAAUGAGCCAGCAAGUCCACCAGUUUCUGCUAGCUUUUGCUGUAAGCUAGAGAGAGGUAUACAAAAAUUUCCUUUGAAAAGAAGCAGUUUUUCAACCUUACAGCCACAAACUUAUGUAAAGACAGCUACAACACUCAUCAAGCCCCAGGAAGUACAGCGGGUCAGUAUGUUCACCGGAGCCCUGGGUAGGUUUGGAGCCCCAGGUCUAUCCAGAACAAGACAUCAACCUUUAUCAGCUCCUGGACUACCUUGCAUCAACCCAGCCCGAGAAACUACCAUGCACAGCACUACUUCACCAAUAUUUAACCAACAAAAUCAAGGGUGCAGACAGUCUUUAUUGCUCAGAAAGAUACAGAGCAGUUUGCCCAGAGCCAGUGCCCCCCUCCAGCCCAAACAUUCCCGCCUUCCUAAGCCAAAGACACUUUCUUCUCUCCCAAACCCUGCUGCUCAACAAGGUCAAACAACAACCUCCCCCGCUCUGCCUUCUCGUAUGCUUCCACAAUUCUAGAUUAGUUAAGCAGGGCUUCAGGCAUCCCACCAGAGUGUAGAAAAGCUGCUCCUUAAGGCCCUGCUUGUAAGGCACCAGUCAAGUAUUUUGCCAGUUAUGCUUACGAUGUUCAAAACAAAACAUGACACAAUGCACUUAAGUUGUAAGAGACACUAUUGUCUACCUUGUACCUAUGCAUCUUGCAUAAGAUAUUACUCCUUUGAUAGAUUAGCAAGGCGCCACUUCUCUAGGAUAAUGACCAAAACCAAGCAGAGUAUUGUUAUUGCUCUAAUUGAUCCUGUUGAGAGAGACUUGCAUUUUCCUGUCUUAACUACUACCACGUUAUGUGCACCGUGUGGGCCAUAAUAAAGGGUGCCCACUGAGAUUUUCAGAGGAGCCAUCUCUUCCAAUUGCUUCUCUACCCAUCUCUCUUUGUACCUUUGUUCUUUGCCACUAGCAUGACAAUUGUGGAAUUGCUGGAAUUGGCCUCCCACCACCGUACCUAAUGAGAGCAAGUUCUGGAAGCCAAGUCAGUUUUAACACCAGAAUGAGUUGUAAGGCCGUGAACAUAAUGAAAAACGAAAAAAAAAAAAAAAUUGGCUGUGAGGAACAUUGGCCUAUACAGUGAGGGAGUUUGAAGUGAUUGACAUGGUUACUGUACAAUUAGAGUGAUUUCGCUAAGUAGGAAGUUUUUUGAUUGUUGGUUCUGGACCACAUUCUUCAGAUUUAAGGGUUAGGAACAGAGACCUAUAAGGGAUAGGGACAUGGUUUGGACUAUCAUUGUUUGAAAGGAAUGAAUAUAUAUAUAUAUAUAUAUAUAUAUAAAGAUAUGUCCUACUUGGUAUAGUCAAGGUGAACUGUACUUGAUUGUGACUCGCAGGAAUCAAGGAAUAUUUUGUGCACAUUUUUGCAUUUUGGCAAAAUAAAACACAGUUUCAGUGAUUUAAGAGCAGUGCCUGAUUGCAAAUCAUAGAACAAGGAACUUAAUUUAUUAUGAGGUGCAGCUCUUACUAGCUGGCCUCUGUUACACUAAACUUCACUUCCAUCCGGGUCAUGGCAUCAAUGCAACCAGUUCUUCUUGACCCACUCUGAGUGGAGCUUGAACCGGCAACAGCCAACACAGGAGGUGGGCGCGCUAACCAGGAUGCUGAAGAUUGCAGCCUCUAUCGUCAGUCACUAGUGCGCCUCUUGAGGCCAGGUUUAGGUGCGCAGCUCUUACUAGCUGGCCUCUUGUUACAUCCAGGCCAUACCUGAUUAUAAUUCAGUACUACACUCAUCAGUUUCUUUUGAGCUUUUUUAGUUUUUGUUCUAAAAAUUAGGAAAAAUAAUUAUUUAUAUAUUUCAUUUUAAAAGUUUAGCUAGGUUCGACAACUGAGCAAUUCCCCUUUCCUCACAGUCUCUACUUCCACACAGUUUGGAAAGGGGAAACAUCUCCCACCUUCUCUACUCUUGUAGUUCAAUCUUAUGAUAAAUAAAAUGUCCAAGCAGCAGCAGCCCCCUACUUUCAUUCCACAUCUAUUCACAACAAGAUUCAGGUUGUCUGAUUGCCUUAGCAAACAUUGCAGGAAAUGGUUAGCACAGACACUGACUUAUCUGCUGUAAAUCUGUCAGGCCAUUCAGUCAGCGCGACAGCUUUCUACACAAGUCAAACUGUUUAUCCCUGCAUCUCAGUUCAUAUUAUUUCAUUUAUCUCAUCCAUCCUUUGCCACUUCAACAUGCUUGCAGAUGUAAUUUAAUGAAGCUGCCGAGAUGGCAUCCACAUUGCAUUAGAUACUGUUGAUGUUAAAAGGGUUUUAAUGAUACAGAUCCUUAAUCCUUAAAAGAGGAACCUGACGCAAUAGCUAGAUUAAUGACAAACCCUCACCCUAAUCUC